Messenger RNA from Fonticula alba, 2485 nucleotides. RefSeq lists its product as hypothetical. The coding region runs from base 66 to 2237 and encodes 723 amino acids. The transcript has 3 exons. The record is from RefSeq and is a predicted model, not a curated record. Lineage: Eukaryota; Rotosphaerida; Fonticulaceae. Gene Ontology annotation, molecular function: protein binding.
CCCCCCCCCCUCCGAUCUCCGCCUGUCGGCUCCCUUUCCCCGUCGCGUCCACGUCCAUUUCCCUGAUGUUCUCCCUGCAGCUCCGGUCGGCCGCCGGCGACUCGGACCACGCCGCCCUGGAGAAGCUCCUGGCCGGCCAUCCGGUUGACGCCAUCGAUGACACCGGGGCCUCGAUUCUCCACUACACCGCGUGGUCCGGCUUCACUUCGCUGCUGAGGUCCACCCUGCUGGCAUUGGCCAGCUCGACGGGCCGAACGGCUGUCCCUGGGGCCACUGCUCCGGGCCCAAAUGCCGAUCGGGUGUUUUACCGGUCCGCGGUGGGGACCUUCGCGGCUGAGACCCCCCCUCCGGCCCCCCGGCUGAAGGAGCUCCUCGAGCAGCGCACCGAGGACGGCCAGACGGCUCUGCACAUGGCGGCCCUGUACGGCCGGGCCCCGGCCGUGCGCAUGCUCCUCUGCCUCGGGGCCGAUCCCAAUGUCCAGGACAAUCUUGGCGCCACCCCGCUGCAUAUGGCCAGCGAGUGCAAGCGCGCCACCUCCGGCUGGGAGGGCGGCGGCACCAGCGCCCCGCCGCAGCAGAACCACCUCCUCUGCGUGGCCUACCUGCUGGAGGCCGGGGCUUCCACACAGCCGGAGGACCUGCUCGGUCGCCGCCCCGUGGAUAUGGUUUUCCUUGGCUCGCAUGCCGAGCUGAUCAAGAUGCUGCUGGACUUCGCAUCGGACGAUCGUGCCAAGCUUCCGACCUCUUUCUUGGCGGUGCCCGGCCAGUCGCCCACCUCGCCGCGGGCCUUCGACUCCUACGACCUGCCUUGCCUGCUGGCCAGUCCGGAUGUCGCCCGCUGGACCAGGGAGACCGUCUAUCGCUGGGCCGAGCAGCAGCACCUCGCAUCAAUCGUCAAUUUCAGCCCCUCUACCGGCAUCGAUGGGGCCCGGUUGUUGGCCAUGUCGGACGUGUCCUUUUCGGAGCUGGUGUCCGGCGGGACGGCCAACGUCACCCGGGCUCUGGCCCAGCUGGCCGCCCUGCGUGCCUGGUACGCACUGUUCCGUGCCUCACAGCGCCAGGUCCUGGCCAUCGGUGUCUGCCCCUCGGCACCGGACCCCCUGGCAUCGGCCAGCGCGUCCGGCUCUGCCAAUCAGUCCUCCAGCACCUUUAGCAGCAUCGCCUCCAGUGGCCCACGGCCUUCGGCGCCCGUGAGUUUGGCCUCCAUCGGCCGUGGCGGCGGCGGCGGCGGCGGCGGCGGCGGCGGCGGCGGCGGCGGAAGCACCGGGUCUCGGUCCCCCUAUUCCAACUUCAGCUCUUCCAUCAUCGAGUUCCUGCGCCUGCCGCCCCAGGCAUCCAGCACGCGGGACAGCUUCUUCCUGCGGCUGCCUUCCUCCAUUCCCCGGGUGUCGACGGUGGCUUCCACCGCGCGGGUCAGCCUGCACAAUGACUGUGCCUUCCCGGUGUACCUGGCGGAGGUCACCCCCCCGGCCCCCUUCAGGCCCUCCGGCAUCGGCACCUCCUCCUUCUCCACGUCUGUGGCCUCCAUGCCGAGCCCCACGGCAUCAUCGUCCUUUGCGCCGCUCACGCGUGCCACCACCUCCUCCGGAUUCUCGCCCUCCACUCUCUCCGCUUCUUCCACCUCCUCGGCCUACAGCCCCUCCUCUUCCUCCUCCUCCACCGCCUACAUUCCCUCGACCUACGCGUCGUCCUACACGUCGGCCAUUUCGAAUGUCCCGGCCCAGCCGGAGUUCACCCUCUCGACUCCGGUGCUCGUUCCGCCCGGGACCGUGCACACGGCCACCCCCCAUGAGGGGGUUAUCUUCCAGGUGUCCGCUUGCCGGCCGAGCGACCUGGUUGAUGUCGCGGCCCCCCGGGUCAUCGGAUAUCUGCGGGUGCGGUUCCCGGAAACGCGUUUCUUCUGCUCGGACGUCUUCCAUCCCGAGCUGGAUGCCGCCGGGGAGGCCAUCCUCCGUGCUGGCGGGGCCUCGGGCGAGGAGGCGACCGCCGGCAGCGCCGACAGUGCCAAGGCCCAGUCCUUCGGCGCGCCUACCUACACCACCACCCAGUCCUCUGGAGCCUUUGUCUCGCGCUGGUCCAGCAACUCGCAGCUUCUCAGCCCCACCGGCCCGCCCGUGUCUUCCUCUUUUGCCCCUUCGUCGGUGUCUUCGCCGGCCACGGCCGAGGCAUCGGGCAUGCCCCCGCCGCCCUCCUAUGAGGAUGUCAUGGGCAACGACCUCAGCCGUAUGAAGCUUUGAGCCGAUGUGUGGCGGCCCCUGUCCCGGGCAUAGCCGGCUGGCUUUCCCGACGAGACUCCCCCCACCUGCUUCUGGCAUACAUUCACUCGGCAAAUGUACAACCAUUCUCCCCCCUCGCUUUCCCCCGGUUUGCAGCCCUCAUCAGGCAGCAAGCGGGUCUGCUGAUCCUCAUCCCUGGCCUGUGGCUCUCCCUCUCUCUCUUCCUCUCUGUCUUUCUCUCUCUUCCUCUCUCUCUCUCUCUCUCUCAC